Myodes glareolus (Bank vole) is the source of this 1641-nucleotide messenger RNA. RefSeq names its product VRK serine/threonine kinase 2 (gene Vrk2). Gene Ontology annotation, biological process: protein phosphorylation. The record is from RefSeq and is a predicted model, not a curated record. Gene Ontology annotation, molecular function: protein kinase activity; ATP binding. Lineage: Eukaryota; Metazoa; Chordata; Mammalia; Rodentia; Cricetidae.
UGUGUGUGUGUGUGUGUGUGCGUGCAGGUGCCAGUGGGAACGGUCAAUGGCAUCAGACUUCUGGAGCUGGAGUCCAGAGGGUUGCAAGCUGCCAUGUGGGUGCUGGGAACCGAACCAUGUCGUCUAUAUGUGAUGGCACCGAAAAGAAAAGAGAAAUACAAACUUCCGGUUCCACUCCCAGAAGGCAAAAUUCUGGAUGACAUGGACGGAAACCAGUGGGCACUCGGCAAGAUGAUCGGCUCCGGAGGGUUUGGACUGAUAUACUUAGCUUUCCCCACAAAUAAACCAAACAAAGAUGCAAGACAUGUAAUAAAAGUGGAAUACCAAGAGAAUGGUCCAUUAUUUUCAGAACUUAAAUUUUAUCAGAGAGCUGCAAAAAGAGAAUAUAUUCAAAAGUGGACAGCACAGAGAAAACUUGAUUAUUUAGGAGUUCCUCUGUUUUAUGGAUUUGGUCUGACCGAUUUUAAAGGAAGAAGUUACAGAUUCAUGGUGAUGGAAAGACUGGGAAUAGAUUUACAAAAGCUCUCAGACAAGAAUGGUGUUUUUAAAAAGUCAACUGUGCUGCAGCUUGGAAUCAGGGUGCUGGACAUACUGGAGUAUAUACAUGAAAACGAAUAUGUCCAUGGUGAUAUAAAAGCUGCAAACCUACUGUUGGGUUACACAAAUCCAGAUCGGGUUUAUCUUGCAGACUAUGGACUGUCCUACAGAUACUGUCCCAACGGGAACCACAAACAGUACCAAGAAAAUCCCAGGAAGGGCCACAACGGAACAAUAGAGUUCACAAGUUUGGAUGCUCACAGAGGAGUAGCCCCUUCCAGAAGAAGCGACGUUGAGAUCCUUGGUUACUGUAUGCUGCACUGGCUAUGUGGGAAGCUGCCUUGGGACAAAAUCCUGGAUGACCCUGUGGCAGUCCAGACUGCUAAAACCAAUCUGCUGGAUGAACUCCCAGAGUCCGUGCUUACGUGGGCCCCUCCAGGAACCAGUUGCCGUGAACUCGCCCAGUUCUUGAUGUGUGUCCAUAACUUAGCUUAUGAUGAAAAACCAGACUAUCAGAAGCUCAAGAAAAUUUUGAAUCCAGAUGGAGUAUAUCUAGGGCCACUGGAGUUUUCCACUGAAGCAUAUACUGUCCAUGUGCAUCCUACAACCUGUCAAAAAGUGGAUUCACCAAAGGUUACCCCGAAAGCAGCCAAUGACUUGCCAGAGAAGUUUCCAAAGAAUGUUUUCCAUGGGGCAAGUGCACCACCGAGAAUGGAACAUGAAGAGCGUCAGCCCCGCACUGUGCUGAGCAGAGCAGCAGCCCGGGAAAACUCAAGGAGAAGAAAUAUAUAUGAGUAUUCAGAUCUUCGGAGUGAAAUUCACAGUUUCCAACAGACACCCAGCUACCUGGAUUUCCAACCUUCAUACUGGAAGCCCUAUCUGGAUUGCACCAGUAGAGAGUCCAUCAGGAAGCCACGGUCUCCUCAGUUCAGAUAUACCUGCCCCGCUGGUAGGGCAGUUUCCCAGCUGUCUCUCAGUGAGGAGACGAAGGCAGAAGUGUAUUACUAUGGACUCACUAUAGUCUGCCUGCUCAUAUUAGUUUGUCUUGCUUUGUAUUUUCUCUGAAGUCAUCAAAUAAAUUGGUUUGUUUUCUUUAUAAAACAA